This is a messenger RNA of Phragmites australis (common reed), 480 nucleotides long. Its product is annotated as protein DJ-1 homolog D-like. The coding region runs from base 1 to 480 and encodes 159 amino acids. NCBI's taxonomy places the organism in Eukaryota, Viridiplantae, Streptophyta, Magnoliopsida, Poales, Poaceae. The transcript is spliced from 3 exons. The record is from RefSeq and is a predicted model, not a curated record.
AUGUCCAAGAGAAUGCUCAGCCACCGCGGCGACAACGACUGCAACGACGUGUUCUACACUUAUGAUGCUUUCAUCGAGGCCGCGAACAAGAUUACAUGGAUGACAGCAUCAUUUGAUAGUGUGGAUGCUUCAAGCUAUGAUGCUCUUGUACUUCCUGGCGGACGGGAUCCUGAGUAUCUGGCACUGAAUGAUGAAGUCAUUAGCUUGAUGAAGGGCUUCGUGGAUAAAGGAAAGCCAAUUGCAUCCAUCUGCCACGGCCAACAGAUUUUAUCUGCUGCUGGAGUCCUUAAGGGGAAGAAAUGCAUGGCAUACCCGGCUGUCAAGCUCAACGUGGUGCUUGGAGGCGCAACCUGGCUGCAGCCUAACCCCAUCGACCGCUGCUUCACCGAUGGCAAUCUUGUGACUGGUGUCGCUUGGCCCGGGCACCCGAAGUUCGUUUCCCAGCUCAUGGCUUUGCUCGGUGUCAAGGAUUGCUUCUGA